Molecule: messenger RNA, 1611 nt
Organism: Closterium sp. Naga37s-1
Lineage: Eukaryota; Viridiplantae; Streptophyta; Zygnematophyceae; Desmidiales; Closteriaceae
Source: the annotation of a GenBank genome assembly
AUGGAGGCCCUGCCGGCCGACGAAGAUGCUCCUCAGACUGGCCCUGACGAGCCAUCUUUACCGGCGAAACCGACAGCGCAAGCCUUGCCGGAGAAAGCAUCAGAUGAUCCCCGGUCUGGGCUCGAUUUUCUUAGAGCUACCGGUGCUCCGGUGACACCAGAACCUCCUAGGUCUACGGUUCAUGACUCUGCUGCUAGAGUAACCCCUACCCCUUCUGAUUCUCCACAUCCUGUCGCCUUCACUCUACCCCCGGCUGUUGCUUCUUGCAGCAAAGAUCCCCCACCGCCAUCGCCUAGCCCCACUCCAAGCACGGUGCGUGUGUCUGUUGGCCCGCCGUCGGCUUCUUCCACUCCCAAGCGAGCGCAAAAUGGGAAGUGGGCGCAGAGUACUCUGGUCGUCGGAGGCCGCCGUAUUCCACCGCCUGACAAUGACAAGCCGGCAGAUCCUCCACCAAAAGAAGCUGAGCAACCGGAGGAAGUUGACAUCCCUGUGUGCGCGGAUACUGGCUCGCCCGCACUCACCAAGAUGCAGCUGCGAGAGCAGGUGUACCUUGAGGCGAGUAUUAACUACGAGACGAAGUGGUCGCAACACUUUUCCUGGCUGGUGUUUGGGAAGACCAAGGACGGUUUUCCAUACGUGAAGUGCUCCAUCUGCAUGUCGUACGCGAAGGGGAACACGAGGUACGCCAUGCAAGGUGAUGACGGUGGCCGUGACUUGCAGACGCAGUCGUUCAGGGCGCACGAGCAUACGGACGCACACAAGGCGGCGGUGGAUCGGCAGUUGAAGCUUGCGGCGGGCAUCCGCGAGGGCCAGCAGGCGAUUUUUGACUUCAUCAACUCCGACGUCGAGGGGCGGCGCGCGAUUCGUCUCAUGCGGCUGUGCAAGGUCCUCGGCGCUUGCAUCGUGCUGCUCUGGGAGCACAACCACAAGGCCUACGAGAUUGUGACGUGCUACAAGUUCCAGUUCUGUUUGUUUUUCCUGGCCGACAUUCUGGCCGACAUGAACGACCUGAACCGCUGCUUCCAGAGGCGUGAGCUGGAUGUGACUGAGAUUUCGAAGACUAUUGAGUCCACCACGGGUGACCUGACAGAGCGCUACUUGACGACAAACAAACCGUUCGGGGGCGAGGGGAAGAGCUGGCUGGUAAACUUCCUCAAGGUCCACAAGGAGGGUGGAGGCAAGCAGGUCCGGGUUCGAGGCGUGGACGGAGAGGGACGCCCAAUCAACCACCUCUACACCAUGCAUGAGAGGAAGCUGAAGGGCCACAAGCAGGGAAGCACCUACGCAGACUGCGUGAAGCUGUGCCGCCAAUUUGUCCGCAACUGCGUGGACAACCUGAACGAACGGCUGGAUGACCUUGGGAAGCUGGGCCCGACGAAGCUGUUCCGGGCGGGGAAGUGGUCGAAGAUCAAGGCCCAGCGAGAGAAGAAGUGCAAGGAGUGGCUGCACGGAUGCAGCAGGCUCUUCCGCCACAAGCUGCCGGGAUUCGACCUCAAAGCAGCAGAGAGGGAGCUCCCGACAUUCUGCGCGAUCAUGGAGUCACACCAUGAGAUGGAGAGCUUCGCCCAGGGCCUUAACAACUUUCUUGGGAGCGUAGACUCAAAGAGGUAG